CGGAAGGCGGUCUAAAAUGGCGAACCGUACUGUGAAAGAUGCGCACAGCAUCCACGGCACCAACCCUCAGUAUCUGGUGGAGAAGAUCAUUCGGACGCGCAUUUAUGAGUCCAAAUACUGGAAAGAGGAGUGCUUUGGCCUUACAGCUGAACUUGUAGUCGAUAAAGCCAUGGAGUUAAGAUUUGUGGGUGGUGUCUAUGGUGGCAACAUAAAGCCAACUCCCUUUCUGUGUUUGACCUUGAAGAUGCUUCAGAUUCAACCCGAGAAGGAUAUCAUUGUAGAGUUUAUCAAAAAUGAAGAUUUCAAGUAUGUCCGCAUGUUGGGAGCACUUUACAUGAGGUUGACAGGCACUGCAAUUGAUUGCUACAAGUACUUGGAGCCUCUAUACAACGACUAUAGAAAAAUCAAGAGCCAGAACCGAAAUGGAGAGUUUGAACUGAUGCAUGUGGAUGAAUUUAUUGAUGAACUACUGCACAGUGAGAGAGUCUGUGAUAUCAUUCUGCCCCGGCUACAGAAACGCUAUGUGCUAGAGGAAGCUGAGCAACUGGAGCCUCGGGUUAGCGCUCUAGAAGAGGACAUGGAUGACGUGGAGUCCAGCGAAGAGGAGGAAGAAGAGGAUGAGAAGUUGGAAAGAGUGCCGUCACCUGAUCACCGCCGGAGAAGCUACCGAGACUUGGACAAGCCCCGACGCUCUCCCACACUACGCUAUCGGAGGAGUAGGAGUCGGUCUCCCAGAAGGCGGAGUCGGUCUCCCAAAAGAAGGAGCCCCUCCCCUCGCCGAGAAAGGCAUCGGAGCAAGAGUCCAAGACGUCAUCGCAGCAGGUCCCGAGACAGACGGCAUAGAUCCCGCUCCAAGUCCCCAGAUCUAAGAAAAGCCACAAGAAGAGCCGGAGAGGGAAUGAGUAACGGACUCAGUUUGGUUUUAGUCCAAGUGGCCUUCUGUGGAGAUAAAGGCAUCUGUCUAUGUGGAAGAAUGAAGAUCUACUCCCCAGGCAGCUAUGAGAAUAUUCUGGAUUUUUUUUUUUUUUUUUUUUACCAAAAGUUUCUUCACUUUUUCUUUUUUAAAUGAAAGAGGUGCUGAGUUUUGUAUCUUGUUUUGAAACAUAAUCCACAUGUUUGUUUGAGAGAUAAUGCUUCCUAAGGGCUGCUUUUGACCUCUUUGUACAACCAACCUUGUUUGCACUCAAAUUUAUGAGGGCAGAAUGGAUUGGAACAGAAGGUAUGAAGCAAGGGGAGGAUGUGGCCACCUGGUGACCCUCUUGUUAUUAAAUUUGACACACCCAUUUCCUGUUUUUCUGUGGUUUAGUUUUGGUUUACACUGUGAUUAGAACUGUUCUGAGAAUCCUGAGAUUUGUGCUGCUGCUUGCUGUACCGUUAAAAAACCAAGUCAGUAAAAUAUAUUAGCUCCAAGUUUUAUUUCUAGCAGCAGCAAGUGGUAAUAAACAUGAAAACUGACUGGUUAGCAGCAGCUUUAUAAGAAUGAAUUCAGUUGUAAGGCUUCUUCUGGAUCAUUUAACAGUUGCACUGAAUGUUCAACAAACAGUAAAACUUAACACUUUUUAUAUAGCAUUCUUCCACAGUGUUGUUUCUUCUUCCCCACAGCCUUGAAUUCCAGAUUAAGGUGCUCAGCGCCUUUAUACUAUGGGCACUGACAUUAUCAAAUCUAGGCAGUAGUAGUAGGGCAACUAGGUUGAAAAAAUUUGAUGGAGAGAAAAGUAUCUAAUGCCACUCAGGGUUUUAACCUGAGUUGCUGGACAAUAGCACCAUUCACAUAACCAUAAAAUACAGCAAGGAAGAGACCAGGUUUUAGAAGGGUAGGUAGUGAGAGUUGUGGUAGUAGUGAAAAUGAUGCAUUCAGUUUAACUUGAAGUUUAAUUUGAGACAGCUAAGGUAUAUCUAGAUAAAGCCCAGACAUCGUAAAUAAGAGCAUAGUGAUCCAACCCUGAAUUGACAAUGUUUAGGUAAUUGUGGAAGGUGUAGAACUGAAUGCAGUGCCCAGGGAGAUGUGUGUAUAUGUAAGAAAAGCCAGUAACAGAAUCAUAGGCAACAUCAGCACUGUUCAGGAAGAAGUGCAAACACCGAUUGAAAACUGAAAUGAAUCAUUCAGAAAGGUAGCGGAAAUAGAGUGGGUUUAGAAGCUAAGGACACAGAAGUAAAAUAAGGACUGAAUAGUGUCCACAGGUAUUGAUAAUCAAGAGGGUGUUGGGGUCUUUGCUAGAAGAGUUCUGUCUACCUGUUCUUACCUUUCCUCCUUUAAAAAGGAAAAAAUGAUCAAAUGAUUUCCAGCAGCUCUGUCCUUGGCAAGAAUUGUGAAGACCAACUGCCUCACAGGAUCCAGUUUCUUGGGAAGUCAUAUCUGGUCAUAGGAUAAACAUCCUAUUGCUUGCUGUUGAACUUAAGGACUUCUGCAUCAAUAUUAAAGCAUUUUGGGAUCAUA
This is a messenger RNA of Balaenoptera ricei (Rice's whale), 2437 nucleotides long. RefSeq names its product pre-mRNA processing factor 38A (gene PRPF38A). The coding region runs from base 17 to 1069 and encodes 350 amino acids. NCBI's taxonomy places the organism in Eukaryota, Metazoa, Chordata, Mammalia, Artiodactyla, Balaenopteridae. Gene Ontology annotation, cellular component: precatalytic spliceosome. The record is from RefSeq and is a predicted model, not a curated record. The transcript has 9 exons.